Molecule: messenger RNA, 963 nt
Organism: Symbiodinium sp. CCMP2592
Lineage: Eukaryota; Dinophyceae; Suessiales; Symbiodiniaceae
Source: the annotation of a GenBank genome assembly
AUGCCUUGGCCGCUUUUUAUCGUUCCAAGAGUCUGUCCGCAAGGUGCAGGUUCCAGGAUCGGCUCAACACCUUCGGCAUCCGACACGCCGGCCAUGUCGCUUCGCGAGAUAGAGGGCACCUGCGCAGAUGCAGAGUCCGAGUCGUCAGAAGAGUUCGACGUCGCCAACAUUGAUCUGGCUGCCUCCUUCCGCCCCGAAGGCGUAUAUCACCUCACGGAGACGCUGACGGCAGUGACAUCAGGGAAGCUAUCAAGCAAGAAGCAUCGUCUCACUCCAAACAUCAAGGCGUUAAUCGUGACAGCGGUCCUUUUCACAACCAUCACCUUGGCGCAGGUGGCUGCAGCACGAAUCGCCAAUUCGCAGGCACUGCUGAUGGACUGUAUUUCGAUGGGCGUGGAUGCAUUGACUUACAUGGGCAACAUCUGGGUAGAGUGCCGGAAGCAAGACGGUGCUCCCCACGAGGGCUCGCAGGUCAUUGUUUGUCUGAUCUCCUUGAGUUGUUUGGUCUAUUUCACCUGGAGCGCCUCCCAGGAAAGCUUGCAAACCAUUGCUGAAUGCAGAGGCCUUACAGCCAUGGACCUGCCAGAUAAUGACGUCAAUGGCAGCAUUACUCUGGCCUUCGGCGCCGGGGGAGUCGUGUUUGACAUCCUUUCCCUUUGGGCCUUUUGCCACAGCCGCCGAAAAGAGGGCCAUGCCGUGAAUAUGUUCACUGCUCUUUUGCACGUGGGCGCCGAUUUCCUGCGCUCCGUGUCAACGGUAGUUAUGUCCCUCCUGAUUCUGGUGGGGCACUUUGAGUCCACAUGCCUGGACGCUUACACCAGCAUAGUGAUUGGUGUCUCCAUUGUUUGUGGUGCCUUCUUCGGCUUUGUCAGCUUGGCAAAGUUGGUUAUUCGGUGGGGUCGAAGGAUCGCCGCUCGAAGAGCUGAAGAUCAGGUUGGGUUCACUCCCAAGGUAGCGUCCUGA